Daphnia pulex (common water flea) is the source of this 2151-nucleotide messenger RNA. Its product is annotated as ankyrin repeat and zinc finger domain-containing protein 1-like. The coding region runs from base 170 to 2134 and encodes 654 amino acids. The transcript is spliced from 9 exons. The record is from RefSeq and is a predicted model, not a curated record. Lineage: Eukaryota; Metazoa; Arthropoda; Branchiopoda; Diplostraca; Daphniidae.
AAAAAAAGAAAACACGUGGAAUGUCAAACCUGACGGACGUCUGCUACAGGUUUCUCCGUUUCUGGUUUAGUUCUAGUUUUCUUGAACUAGAAUUAAGAAUUAUUCGUUCUUCGUUGCAUGUAAACAUAGGCUAACUCCAGUUUUACGGAGAAAUUUAUUUGGUUUUCCAAUGGCUACAUGUGAUUCAGUUAAUUUAGGAACGGUACCUCGUAGUGAAAAAAAGAAAAGAUACAUUAUUUGCAACCAACAAGACGUUUCGGAAAUAUGGAAUGGACUGGUGCUGUGUGCAUCGAAAGUCAAGGAUGAAGUUUUUGCGCUCGAAGAACCAAUCAAGACAACUGAUCAGCUAUUAGGUGAAGAACUACAUUGCCGAACCUGCCUCAUCAGUUUUACAGGAAAUGAUGACUAUAGACUGCAUUAUAGGGAUGAUUUACACCGUUAUAAUCUAAAAUUAAAGUUGAAUGGAAAACCACCCAUUAGCCAAGAUGAAUUCUGUGAAAUUGAAGAUGGAAUAUCCAGUAUAUCAGGUUCAGAUAGUGAAGAAGAUUCGUCUGAGGGAACACUCAAAGCAUCUGUGGGAAGCCCUAAAAUUUACUUUCAAAAUCAGGCAGCACAGAAAAUGGCUGUAUACCGUUGUUUGUUGCAUUCAAAAAAGAAACCACCUAAUAGUGACACAGAAUUACUCCAGCUUAUUCAGUCAUUGCCAAAGCAAAACAUGUGGGCUAUAAUUAUGUUAGGAGGUGGUCAUUUUGCUGCAGCAAUUUACCAAGGAGCUGAUUUGAUUCACCACAAGACUUUUCAUUCAUACACUGUCAGAGCUAAGCAAGGUGGGGGUCAGUCUAGUAGGGAUAACAAAUCUGGAGGUGGCUCCCAUCCAAAAUCAGCAGGUGCCUCUCUUCGACGCUACAACGAAGCAGCCUUUGCAGAGCAUGUUCAAUCUUUGUUUAUUUCCUGGUGCGAUGUACUGAAAAAAUGCCACUUUAUUUUGUAUCGGGCAGCAAGUUCGAACCAGACAAUUAUGUUUGGAGGGAAAAAUCCAUUUUUUGACCGAAGCGAUCCACGAUUAAGAUCAAUUCCUUUCCCUACAAGACGAGCUACUCUAAACGAAGUUCAAAGAGUUUGGUUGCAUUUGGCAACGGUUGAACUAGUUGAUGAAGAAGUAGCUGUAGAAGAUGAUUUAACAAAGGUGAUUUCAACGACACAGAAUUUGCAGCUUGGCGAAGAAACAAGUGAUGAUGAACUAAAGGUCUUGGAACUUCAACGCGCAAAAAGAAUGAAGAAAAAAAUUGUGGCAAAAAUCAAUAGCAAUAUCGCUGUUCAACCUGUUGAAAUAAUUGUUGAUGACAAGGAUCUUUUCCCUGGUGAAAAAGAUAUAAUUGAGAACAUUUUUCUUACUAUCAAGCGAGGAAAUGCUGAUUUAUUUGACAAGGAGAUUGACAAAUUGUCAGAGAUUUUGGAUUCGUAUCGUGAAGAGUACCAUCUGGAUAUGACAGAUGUUUUGAAUCAGAGGCUUGGCGACGAUUGUGAAACUUUGCUUCAGCGAUCAGCGAUGGUCAACAAGCGGGCUAAUUUUGUUUGGAAAUUGAUGGAGCUGGGAUGUGACCCUUCUUUGAGCGAUGCUUCCGGAAGAGUUCCUUACAUGGUAGCAUCAGAUAAAGAAACGCGAGCAACGUUUCGCCGGUUUAUGGGUGCUUAUCCCGAUCGAUUUGAUUUUAUCAAAGCAGCGAUUCCCUCACCUUUGACAGAUGAAAUAGAGAAACAAAAAGCAGAUAAACUGGCCGAAAAGCGUAAAGUUCAGAAGCAGGCUAAAAAAGAAAAAAAGUCUAUCGAGAAAGCUAAAAUGGAAGAAGAAAAACGAGUACAGGAGGAAUUGCGUAAAGUUGAAGAAGAGAAACGCAAAAUUGAAGAAGACAAAGCUCGUUUUGUAGCGCUAUCUGAUAGAGAAAAGAGAGCUUUGGCUGCUGAACGACGAUUAUUAGCGAAUGCAUCAGUUACUGGAUUGGCAACUCCAGUUUUGGUUCGUUGCUUCCUUUGUGGUUUGGAUAUCAGCGGCAAAGUUCCAUUUGAAUACAACAACAACAAAUUUUGCUCACCUCCGUGUUUGCAAAAGCAUCGUAAACUAAAUGUCAAAUAAAAUUGAUUAAGGUUGUA